This is a messenger RNA of Homarus americanus (American lobster), 960 nucleotides long. RefSeq names its product endophilin-A2-like. The transcript has 5 exons. Gene Ontology annotation, molecular function: protein binding. The annotation marks the transcript as partial. The record is from RefSeq and is a predicted model, not a curated record. Lineage: Eukaryota; Metazoa; Arthropoda; Malacostraca; Decapoda; Nephropidae.
AUGACUGGUUUAAAAAUAAAGCAUGUGAAACACAAAGAUUUGCAGAUCGGCACAAGAGCAAAAGAACUUCACAGUCAGACAGCAGAGCAAAAUAACUUCAUAGUCAUAGCAAAAGAACUUCACAGUCAGAGCAAAAGAACUUCACUGUCAGAGCAAAAGGAACUUCACCAGGCGAAACAAAAAACUUCUGAGCAGGUAAAAAAGAAACUUCACAGUCAGAGCAAAAAGAACUUCUGGUGGAGCAAAAGAACUUCACAGUCAGAGCAAAAGAAACUUCACAGGCAGAGCAAAAAAAGAACUUCACAGAGCAGAAACAAAGAACUUCUGAGCAGAGCAAAAAAAAAGAAGAACUUGCUACAGGCAAGGGCAAAAAGAACUGCAGUCAGACAGCAGAGCAAAAAAAACUUCACAGUCAGACAGCAGAGCAAAAAUAACUUCACCGGUCGGGGAAAAAUAACUUCACAGUCAGAGACAAAAGAACUUCACAGGCAGAGCAAAAAGAACUUCCACAGUCAGACAGCAGAGCAAAAUAACUUGAUAGUCAUAGCAAAAGAACUCACAGUCAGACAGCAGAAAGCAAAAUCAGAGCAAAAAGUACUUCUGAUCAGAGCAAAAGAACUUCACAGUGGAGCAAAAGAACUUCAUAAGCCCAGAGCAAAAAAAGAACUUCUGAUCCAGAGCAAAAAGAAAACCACUUCUGAUCAGAGACAAGAACUUCACAGUCAGAGCAAAAGAACUUCCACAGUCAGACAGCAGAGAGCAAGUACUUCUGGGCAGAGCAAAAGAACUUCACAGUCAGAGCAAAAGAACUUCACAGUCAGACAGCAGAGCAAAAGUUCUUCACAAGACCUUAGUUUCAAAAAAGGAGAUAUGAUAAUCCUUCGUAAGAAGAUUGACUCCAACUGGUACCAAGGUGAACUUAACAACCAGAUAGGCUUCUUCCCUGCAUCUUAUGUUCAG